UUGUUAGCUCAAUUGAGUUUGAAACUUGUUCAUAUUUUUUAGACUGUUUUACAAAUAUAUUUUUUCUGGUUGAUUAUAUCACUAUAGAAAAAAUUAUUUCUUCAUUGUACAGAGGUGUAUCUAAAUAUAGCUUCUGCUUCUAUCAAGUUUGGAAAAUGCCGCCAAAAAAGAAGAUUAAUAGUUCGAGAAGUAUUGCAACGCUAGGAGUAGCUGCUGUUGCUUCAAGAAAAGUAAAUAGCUUGGAUAAAUACAAUAAUCUGAACGCCUACAAUAUUUUAACCACUAGGUCUGGCCGCAAUUAUGAAAUGGAGAAAAUGACUGGUCCCAAAGUUAAGGUAGUAUUAAAGAAGCAGACUACUGUGCCUGCCAAAGUUGAAAUUAAUAUAAAUAUCAAUAAUCUGAAAGGUAAAAAGAAGGAAGAAAAUGUUGGAAAAAUUGUAAAGAAUGCUGGAAAGGCUGACAAAAAUAAUGGAAAGACUGUUGAAAAGCAAGGGGAGAUUAUCAAAAAUAAAGGGAAGAAUGCCAAGAAUCAAGGCAAGACCGUCAAGGAGCAGGAAGAGAAUGUCAAAGAGCGAGGAACGAUUGUCAAGGAUCAAGGAAGAAGUGUCAGAUCUACUAGAGCUACAACUAGACAGAACGUUCAAUCCACUAGCAAUAAUAAUGGAAAUGAUGAAACUGAGGAAGAAGAGGAGAAAGAGAAGACGCCAAGAAAGCGAAAACAUUUCCCACUUUUUGAGAAAACUCCUGCUAGUCAGAAAAACAAGAAAUUUAAGAAAGGGCAGCCAUUAAAAAUUUGGACUUGGAAUGUUGCUGGACUUAGGGCGAAUGUUAAGAAAAAUGGACAUGUCAAAAUUAAAGAAUCUGAUGCUGAUAUUGUUAGUCUUCAGGAAACAAAAUGUCCAGAAUUGCCUUCAGAAAUUGAGGCUUUGGAUGAAUAUUGCUUCAAAAAACUUGCUAAAUCGACUAAAAAUUUGGGACACGCUGGAGUUGCUAUGCUGGCUAAAGAAAUGCCCAUUAAUGUUACUGUUGGUCUUGGAAACAAAGAUUUUGACGAAUUUGGACGUUAUAUUGAAGCGGAAUAUAAAAACUUUUUCUUUAUUUCUGUUUAUGUCCCAAACAGCGGUUCUGGAUUAGUUAAUUUAUCAGCUAGAGGACGUUGGGAUCAAUUGUUUUUGACUCGUGUAAUUGAUUUGGAUAGACGUAAACCUGUAAUUAUUGCUGGGGAUAUGAAUGUUGCACAUCAAGAGAUUGAUUUACGCAAUCCUGACUCAAACCGAAACAAAACAGCUGGAUUUACUGACCAAGAAAGAGAAGCUUUUACUCGAUUAUUGGAUGCGGGUUUUGUGGAUGUUUGGCGUUCUCGUAAUCCUGACGUGGCUGAGACUUAUACUUAUUGGUCUUAUAUGGGCACUCGUCGAGCUAAAAAUAUUGGUUGGCGUUUAGAUUAUUUUGUUAUUAGUGAACGUCUUUUGGAAAAAGUAAUUGAAUGUGAAAUUCAUUCGGAUAUUACGGGAAGUGCCCAUGGAAGUGAUCAUUGUCCUCUUUCUUUAAUUAUUGAUAUUUAA
Meloidogyne enterolobii is the source of this 1565-nucleotide messenger RNA. Lineage: Eukaryota; Metazoa; Nematoda; Chromadorea; Rhabditida; Meloidogynidae. The record is from the annotation of a GenBank genome assembly.